CGAGAGUAUGGCAGCAGAAGCAGCAGCGCUCCUUCCUCCAAACGGAGGCGUCAUCGACCAAUUAAAAGAAGACACCGGCGGUGAGCAUCGAUGUAACCUUUCGUCACACGAGUGGAGCAGCAGGAUGAGCAAAAUGGGGUUGUUUAUUUGUUUAUUCCCACCGCCAUGUCCCUUUAGGGGUUCCGUAGAAACGACAUCAAACAGCGAGUUUUGUAUUAUUAUUUUCCUUGCGCUCGUCAUUAUGGAGACGGCUCCCACAGGACUUGGGGCGAGAGGCCGUUGACACCCUUGACUGGUCGCCACUUAAGGUCGCAAAUAAACGAAAUUUAUUUUGGUUGUUAAAAUGUUGGAAAGAGUUUCCCCACCACUUCCGGACACGUCACAUGACUAAACAAAACGCCCCCAUGGUGAGGAAAAAAACAAAACAAAAAGUGUACUUGCGGUGACUUGAUUCAAUAAGAAAAUUGUAAAGAUAACCACACAACCACACCGACGUUAUUUGUUGACUUUUUCGCGUGUCCUCUUGAUGUUGUAAGAAAAAGGAAAGUCACGUGACUAGUUCCCGUUUGCGCUCCACUUCCGGAUACGUCACAGCUGCCCGCGUCGAAGUUGGUGGAAAAAGCAAAGUUCCCCGAUGUCUUCGUCGUCGGCGCUUCGCUUCUGCGCCAACAUCAGCUGGCUGUUCACCGAGCUGCCGGACUUCCCGCAACGGAUGCGGGCGGCCGCCGAGGCCGGCUUCCGAGCGGUGGAGGCGGCCUGGCCCUACGACGUCGACCCGCUGGAGCUCCGCGCGGCCAAAGAGCUCCACGACCUGGACGUCGUCCUCAUCAACACGCCGCCGGGUCAGGAGACGGGAGACGGAAAACAGAAACAACACCCACUCCGCCUACGUCAUCUUCAUCAUCGUGUGUUGCAGGUGACGUCACAGCGGGAGAGUUGGGCUUGGCGGCGCUACCCGGAAGAGAAGAAGACUUCGAACGAGGACUCAAGGAGGCCGUCCGCUAUGCAGCAGCUCUCGACUGCCAAAGGAUCCACAUUAUGGCCGGCAGGAUUCCGGCGGGAGUCGACGGCGGCCCCGCGCUGCAGGAGAUGGAGGCCGCGUUCGUGCGCAACCUCACCUACGCUGCCGAGCUGCUCUCCGAGGAAUGACCGGCCUGAUCGAGCCCAUCAACACGCGGCUGACCGACGCUCGCUACUUUCUGUCCUCGCCUCACCACGCCGCCGCCAUCUUGAGGAAAGUGGCCAAGGAGAACAUCAAACUGCAAAUGGAUGUUUUCCACUGGCAAAUUAUGGACGGAAACCUGACGCACAACAUUCAGCGAUAUUUGCCGCUGCUGGGUCACGUCCAGGUGGCUCAGGUCCCCGGCAGGAACGAGCCGGACAGCGCCGGCGAGAUCAACUACGACUACGUCUUCUCCACGCUGGAGAGGCUGGGCUACCGAGGAUACGUCGGCUGCGAGUACAAGCCGCUAGGAAGAACGCAGGAAGGUUUGGCUUGGCUCCGAGAUUACCGGACACGCAGGAAGUGACGCUACACGGACAAACCAUGAAAGCGGUGGCCUCGCUGCUAAUGUUGUCUCGUAAAAUGUCAUAUUUGAGAUUGCAUAACUGGUUUUAGUCUGUUUUUGUUCCUUUUAAUAGUGAUUCGCCACAGUCGGUUUCAUGAGAAAACACAAGAAGUGAUUCCAGUCUUGUCUGCUCGAGAACAAGCGCAAAAGGUGUAAAGCCGACUGCCUGCAUUUCCACAAGUAAAUAAGUCCGUUUUUCCCCCCACAACAGUAUUAUGUGUGCAGAGGAAAAAUCUAAUUGGAGAAAGAAUUUGAAACGAUCAUAAAUUGCAGUUGUUGAUUGUUCCUCUCCAGUCCUGUAGGGGGCAAUGUGAUGCACUGCAGAGCAGUUGAAUGAAUGAGAGAAGUCUGAAGGCUUUGGUGGCUUCUCACAAAAAAAAAAAAAGUGCCCCAAAUUCGAUGGUUUCUUCCUUGCCCGUGGCCGGCAAACAAAUUUAGCUCCAAAUGGGUUACGUGGUUUCUGAAUUCUUCUGAUUGAGGCAGGUUUUCGCAAUAAUGACUAAAAAUUCUCCAAAAUUUGACGGUUUCUGCCCGGCAAACAAAUUCUGUAAAAAAAAAAUGGGUUUUGUACUUUCGGAAUGGCAACACGGCCCCGACAUGCUAUUUGAUGGGACUGCAACAUUUACUUUGUAAGCUUCCGUGACAAAAAUGGACGUACGCACAGAAAGGAACCGUCCGUGACAUUUCCGAAAAAUUGCUGUCAUUUUGAAACCGUUUACCGUCCCGUGGCUAAAUGAAAGUUGAUAACGUCAGUCACACCAAAAAAGGAGAACUGAUCAAAUAAUUGUUUGUUGCCUGAUUUAUUUUGCAUUUGUCAGAGCGCAUCAAGUGUCCUCUAUAUACCGUAUACUAUAUUAUAUACAAUAUGCAGCACAUUAACAGUAUACGACUGACACAGUUGAAGAGAGUGCAGUGUUAGACAUCCUUAAGCUCACUGUUUGUGUGUGUUUGGCUAACAGUGACGCUAACCCCCAGCAAAGGGGAAAAACCCCUUGAGAAAUGUCCUUCUCAUCAAGUUUUUGUGACUCGCAAAGUCAAUAAAAAAAAACGGAUAGGCACUUUUGGGCAGCGAAAAGCAAAACAAAAGCUCGGACUGAAAUCUCGGCGCAAACCCCGACGUGGUAGCAAAGUCCGACGCGAGGCACCGAUCAAGCCCAACAUGCCCCCGCGCAGCGACGUCCUGCGCAUGACUGCGACAGAUCCAGCGUCGGCUCCCGGUCACAGAUUCUGUCUUCGCUCUGAACAGGAACGGCGCACAGAAAGUCCAAUAUGCCCUUUGCAGGGACUGUAGGUGUCGCUACGGUGGUCCUGCUGCCCAAUCCAGGGUGCAGUCUGCCUUUGAAGACAGCUGGAUGGAAAGCCUCAAGAGUUUCGUUUCAUUCCAGAGUCCAACUCAGUGUGGGAAUGUCGUGUCCGGGAGCAUUUUUAAGGAAGCAAGGCGACUGCCACGCAUCUCGGGAUCAAGCGUUUGUAGUCUACGGACGCUCAGUGUGAGCGAUUCUGUGCUAACUGGGCAGGACGUCCGU
This is a messenger RNA of Phycodurus eques (leafy seadragon), 3094 nucleotides long. It is a transcript of the gene hyi, whose product is annotated as hydroxypyruvate isomerase. Bases 635 to 1618 code for a protein of 327 amino acids. The record is from RefSeq and is a predicted model, not a curated record. NCBI's taxonomy places the organism in Eukaryota, Metazoa, Chordata, Actinopteri, Syngnathiformes, Syngnathidae. Gene Ontology annotation, biological process: glyoxylate metabolic process. Gene Ontology annotation, molecular function: hydroxypyruvate isomerase activity. The transcript has 7 exons.